AUGGCAGGAAAAUGUAAAAGUUGCAGGGGAGAAAAUGUGGACAUAGAUUUUAUUGUUACUCCAAAGGACGUAACCUUAUAUUGCAACCGCCUAAAAUCAGAGAAAGUAGUGAUGUUUGAUCAUAUUUAUGAAAUUCCUCAACAAUGUGUUUUCCGUGUACGGUCAAAAGGGAAGAAUUUCAAUAUUUUACACAAAGAGCAAGUCUGGAAUGAAAAACAGUUUAUCACCGGUAAUGAGCAAAUGAGUGUCAAGGAAUUUUUGUCAAAGUUUACACAGAAGAAGGCUCAAGUAGAGAACGAAGAAACGAAAGAAAAUAUAAAAGAAGACGAUAAAGAAAAAAUAAUAAACGAUAAUUCAAUUACCCCUCUUAAUCAUUAA
Messenger RNA from Meloidogyne enterolobii, 378 nucleotides. The record is from the annotation of a GenBank genome assembly. NCBI's taxonomy places the organism in Eukaryota, Metazoa, Nematoda, Chromadorea, Rhabditida, Meloidogynidae.